AUGACAUUUGUGACUGGAUUAAUUGCGCCUAUCAAAUGUGAGCUUCAUAACAUAAACCCACAUACAUUUGUCAUAAAGAAGAAUGAAGCUGGUAAAAUUGUACUAAGAUACAAACAUUGGAGUGGCGACACCGAGUGGCUUCCAAGUAAAGAUGCUUGUGACGGAAUUGAAAUACUUAAGGAGGUAGUGUAACUGUAUGAAUUAAAUUGUACGACCCAGUUGGUUUGAAAAACCAUAUGAAGUGAAAGCAGUUUAUCAUAGGGUGUGUACAUACUGUAGUGGUAAAUAUGCUUCUUAAUUUCUCUUGCAGGAUUUAUCGGUUUUGAAAGAUGUUCCAUCUUUAUUGUCAUCAUCGCCAGACAAAGUUGACUUGGAACACCUAAGAAGAGAUAUUCCAAAGUUUUUGAAAAAUUCUCGAGUAAUAAACGAUGAGCAGAAAGAGUGGUGGCAAACUUUCUUCGAGAAAGCAGAUGAAAUGUACAUGUGGCCGGGACAUAAUAGAUUCGUGAAAACUGUUUAA
Molecule: messenger RNA, 520 nt
Organism: Paramuricea clavata
Lineage: Eukaryota; Metazoa; Cnidaria; Anthozoa; Malacalcyonacea; Plexauridae
Source: the annotation of a GenBank genome assembly